Molecule: messenger RNA, 1413 nt
Organism: Catharus ustulatus (Swainson's thrush)
Lineage: Eukaryota; Metazoa; Chordata; Aves; Passeriformes; Turdidae
Gene: GJA10
Product: gap junction protein alpha 10
Exons: 2
Coding region: 1-1413 (470 amino acids)
Biological process (GO): cell communication
Cellular component (GO): connexin complex
Source: RefSeq, a predicted model, not a curated record
AUGGGGGACUGGAACUUGUUGGGCAGCAUCCUUGAAGAAGUGCACAUCCACUCCACCAUAGUUGGCAAAAUCUGGCUCACGAUCCUGUUCAUAUUCCGGAUGCUGGUGCUGGGAGUGGCUGCUGAAGAUGUCUGGGAUGAUGAGCAGUCCGAGUUCAUCUGCAACACAGAGCAACCAGGCUGCAACAACAUCUGUUACGACAAAGCCUUCCCCAUCUCUUUGAUCAGAUACUGGGUACUGCAGAUCAUAUUUGUCUCCUCCCCAUCCUUGGUGUACAUGGGCCAUGCGCUCUACAGGUUGAGGGCGCUGGAGAAAGAGCGGCAGAACAGGAAAGCGCAGCUGCGGGCCCAGCUCGAGGACCUGGAGCCCAUGCUCGAGGAGCACAGGAGGGUGGAGAGGGAACUGCGUAAGCUGGAGGAACAGAAAAAAGUGCAUAAGGCACCCCUGAGAGGGUCCCUGCUGCGCACCUAUGUCCUGCAUAUCCUGACCCGGUCGGUGGUCGAAGUGGGCUUUAUGAUAGGUCAGUAUCUUUUAUACGGGUUUCACAUGUCUCCCCUUUACAAAUGCACUCGGCCCCCUUGCCCUAACACGGUGGAUUGUUUUGUGUCCCGACCCACAGAGAAGACCAUCUUUAUGGUUUUCAUGAACAGCAUCGCCGCCGUCUCCCUCUUCCUUAACAUCCUGGAAAUCGCCCACCUGGGCAUCAAGAAGAUCCAGAAGAGCCUGUGCGGGCAGGCGCAGUGGCCGGCGGGCCCCUGCGAGGAGGAUCCCAGCCUGUACAACUCCAAGAAGAGCUCGGUGGUGCCUCCGCCGCCCUGCCUGCACCAGCCGCCCUCCUCCAGCAGCGAGGAGGCUCCGCGGGCCGCCCCGGCGAGCGGAGAGGGGGCGGCGGGGGCGGCCGCGUCCCGCCGGGCACCCCGCAGGCACAGCCGGGCGAGCGCCUGCCGGGAUCUGGACGAGCAGCGCGGCGACUCCCCGGACAGCGGGCACUGCCCGGGCACCCGCAAGUCCAGCUUCCUCUCCCGCGUGUUCACCGGGAGCCGGGCGGGCAGCGACAGCGAGAGCACCGCGUCCCACGGCGGCUCCGGCCUCGGGCUCGGCCCCGGCUCCGGCUCCGGCUCCGGCUCGGAGGGGAAGCGCCGUGAGGAGGGCGCGCCCAGCCCGCCGCCCGCCGCCUCGGGACGCCGCGUGUCCAUGGCAAGUAACGCCCGGGACAGCCCUUGGGAGGGGGGCGGCGGGGGGCCCCGGCACCCUGUGCCGGCCCUGGGGAGGAGGGAGCGAGCCAGGGCGCAGAGCGGCCCGGGCAGCGCUGCCAGCACCGCCCCAGCGCCCCGCGGCCUGCCGGACACUGCCAAGCUCCCGAAUGCUCAGCCUCCUCCUGCGGUGAAGGCAGCAACGCCGGGGAAUUACUGA